This is a messenger RNA of Aspergillus steynii IBT 23096, 4411 nucleotides long. Its product is annotated as DNA-directed RNA polymerase II core subunit RPB2. Gene Ontology annotation, cellular component: RNA polymerase II, core complex. Bases 267 to 4040 code for a protein of 1257 amino acids. NCBI's taxonomy places the organism in Eukaryota, Fungi, Ascomycota, Eurotiomycetes, Eurotiales, Aspergillaceae. The record is from RefSeq and is a predicted model, not a curated record. The transcript has 2 exons. Gene Ontology annotation, biological process: DNA-templated transcription. Gene Ontology annotation, molecular function: DNA binding; DNA-directed RNA polymerase activity; ribonucleoside binding.
CGCUCCGUCACCACAUCCACCGUCGGUCUGGGAUCUCUCACUCUCCAUCCAAUCUGAGACUCCCAGCUCCUUCGUUUGUCUGCCCUAUCUUUGGACAGUCUACUCGUUUUGUUUGGGUCUCCCUCGAAAGUCUCGCCGUCUUUGUCAGCACCCAGCCUCUAACCUCGAAGUGAGAUCUUUGUUCGAGCGCGUCGCGCCCUUUGCGCCCUCGGAUUGACGGACCUGUUCGGCUUGUGUUCUAGUGAUCGAUUCCCCCUUUCGCAAACAUGGCCGCCUACGAGGAUGCCUACGAGGAGGAGUACUACGAUGAUAUAGAUGACGGGAUUACGUCGGAGGAUUGCUGGACCGUUAUUUCAUCCUUCUUCGAUUGCAAGGGUCUGGUUUCGCAGCAGCUGGACUCCUACGAUGAAUUCGUCUCGUCGACAAUCCAGGAAAUGGUGGAUGAACAAGGCCAGGUGACGCUCGAUCAAACGCUUCCGCCAGAUGAAGAUGAAGUCGACCCCGUUGUCAUCCGUCGAUACGAGCUCAAGUUCGGAACCCUCCUCCUGUCUCGGCCCGCGGUGGUUGAAGGCGACGGUGCCACCAACCCCGUGCUGCCCGGAGAAGCCCGUUUACGAAACCUGACCUACGCCGCUCCAUUUUUCCUGAACAUCAGCAAGCGGAUCAUGGAGGGGCGUGAGCGCCUAGUCGCCGACCGGGACGAGAACGAUAUGCAAGAGUCCACCGAGGAUAAAAAGAACCAAGGGACCUAUCUCGAGUGGGAGGAUAAACCGCUUCCUGCCGGUCAAGAGAAGAAAGAACAGGUCUUCCUUGGCAAGAUGCCUAUCAUGCUCAAGUCCAAAUACUGUAUACUGAAGGACUUGAGGGAGCAAGACCUUUACGACUGGGGCGAGUGUCCGUACGACUCGGGUGGUUACUUUGUCAUCAACGGCAGUGAAAAGGUUCUGAUCGCCCAAGAGCGGAGUGCUGGAAACACCGUCCAGGUCUUCAAGAAAGCGCCGCCAAGCCCGACGCCGUACGUCGCGGAGAUCCGAAGUGCCGUUGAGAAGGGUUCGCGGCUUCUCUCGCAGCUGGCCAUCAAGCUCUUUGCGAAGGGAGACAGCGCCAAAGGAGGAUUUGGGCCCACAAUCCGGUCGACUCUGCCCUACGUGAAGACGGACGUCCCCAUCGUGAUCGUCUUCCGAGCGCUCGGCGUUGUUUCCGACGAGGACAUCUUGAACCACAUUUGCUACGACCGAAACGAUACCCCCAUGCUCGAGAUGCUGAAACCCUGUAUUGAGGAGGGUUUCGUGAUCCAGGACCGUGAGGUGGCUUUGGACUUCAUCGCGAAGCGAGGAUCUUCCCAGUCCAGCAUGAACCACGACCGCCGUGUCCGUUACGCGCGCGAGAUUAUGCAGAAGGAGCUGCUUCCCCAUAUUUCCCAGAACGAAGGCAGCGAGACCCGGAAAGCUUUCUUCUUGGGUUACAUGGUGCACCGACUGCUUCAGUGCGCGUUGGGUCGCCGGGAUGUUGACGAUCGUGAUCACUUUGGAAAGAAGCGUCUGGAUCUCGCCGGUCCCCUUCUGGCCAACCUGUUCCGUGUGCUGUUCACGAGAGUGACGCGCGAUCUCCAGCGUUAUGUGCAGAGAUGCGUGGAGACCAACCGGGAAAUCUACCUGAACCUGGGCGUCAAGGCCAGCACCCUCACCGGAGGUCUGAAAUAUGCCCUCGCCACCGGAAACUGGGGCGAGCAGAAGAAGGCUGCCAGCGCAAAGGCGGGUGUGUCUCAGGUGCUGAGUCGUUACACCUACGCCUCCACGCUGUCCCAUCUUCGUCGAACCAACACCCCCAUCGGACGUGACGGAAAGAUCGCCAAACCUCGCCAGCUCCAUAACACCCACUGGGGUCUGGUUUGCCCUGCUGAAACUCCAGAAGGUCAGGCUUGUGGUCUGGUCAAGAACCUCGCCCUCAUGUGUUACAUCACUGUCGGUACGCCCGCCGAGCCGAUCAUCGAUUUCAUGGUCGGGCGUAAUAUGGAAGUCCUGGAAGAAUUCGAACCGCAAGCCACCCCCAACGCGACCAAGAUCUUCGUCAACGGAGUCUGGGUCGGUAUCCACAGAGAUCCGUCGCAUCUGGUCCACACGAUGCAGGUGUUGCGUCACAAGAGCUUGAUCUCUCACGAAGUCAGUCUGAUCCGGGACAUCCGUGAGCGUGAAUUCAAGAUCUUCACCGAUGCCGGACGUGUCUGCCGGCCGCUUUUCGUCGUCGACAAUGACCCCAGUAGUGAGAAUUGCGGUUCGCUGGUACUAAACAAGGACCACAUCCGCCGAUUGGAGGAGGAUAAAGAACUCGUGAACAUGCCUCUGACUAUUGAUGAACGUCGUGAAAGGUUCUUCGGAUGGGAGGGCUUGGUGGACAGCGGUGUUGUUGAGUAUGUCGAUGCGGAGGAAGAGGAGGCGAUCAUGAUCGUCAUGACGCCGGAGGAUCUGGAGAUAUCCAAGCAGCUUCAGGCCGGUUUCUCUCUGCCCGAAGAGGAGAUGAACGACCCCAACAAGCGAGUGCGCUCCAUCUUGACCCAGAAGGCGCAUACAUGGACACACUGCGAGAUUCAUCCUAGUAUGAUUCUGGGUGUUUGUGCCAGUAUCAUUCCUUUCCCCGAUCACAAUCAGUCCCCUCGUAAUACCUACCAGUCCGCCAUGGGUAAGCAGGCCAUGGGCGUGUUCUUAACCAACUUCGACCAGCGCAUGGAAACGAUGGCGAAUAUUCUCUACUAUCCCCAGAAGCCGCUGGCCACCACGCGGUCCAUGGAGUUCCUGCGGUUCCGUGAACUGCCGGCCGGUCAGAAUGCCAUCGUCGCGAUCGCCUGCUAUUCGGGUUACAACCAGGAGGAUUCCGUGAUCAUGAACCAGAGCAGCAUCGAUCGCGGUCUGUUCCGCAGUCUUUUCUACCGCACCUACACGGAUACCGAGAAGAUGGUCGGCUUGACGGUGGUGGAGCGCUUCGAGAAGCCGAUGCGGGCGGACACCAUCGGCAUGCGCAAGGGUACGUACGACAAGAUCGACGAGGAUGGAAUCAUUGCGCCCGGUGUCCGCGUUUCCGGUGAGGAUAUCAUCAUCGGUAAGACGGCACCGCUGGCUCCCGACGCGGAGGAGCUCGGACAGAGAACCAAGGCCCACACCAAGCUGGACGUGUCGACGCCUCUCCGAAGCACCGAGAGCGGUAUCGUGGACCAAGUGGUGGUGACCACCAGCAACGACGACCUGAAGUUCGUCAAGGUGCGCAUGAGGACCACCAAGAUCCCCCAGAUCGGAGACAAGUUUGCCUCUCGUCACGGACAGAAGGGUACCAUCGGUAUCACCUACCGGCAGGAAGACAUGCCCUUCACGCGGGAGGGUCUUAACCCCGACUUGAUCAUCAACCCCCACGCCAUUCCGUCGCGUAUGACCAUUGCUCACUUGAUCGAGUGUCAGCUCAGUAAGGUGUCCUCGCUUCGUGGUUUUGAGGGUGAUGCCACGCCCUUCACCGACGUCACGGUCGACUCGAUCUCGCGAUUGCUUCGAGAACACGGCUACCAGUCUCGCGGGUUCGAGGUCAUGUACAACGGCCACACGGGACGCAAGAUGGUGGCGCAAGUGUUCUUGGGACCGACUUACUACCAACGUCUGCGCCACAUGGUCGACGACAAGAUCCACGCGCGUGCCCGAGGACCGACUCAGAUUUUGACGCGACAGCCCGUGGAGGGUCGUGCUCGUGACGGUGGUCUCCGAUUCGGAGAGAUGGAGCGCGAUUGUAUGAUUGCGCACGGAGCCAGCUCAUUCCUGAAGGAGCGCUUGUUCGACGUUUCUGACCCGUUCCGCGUCCACAUCUGCGAUGACUGCGGAUUGAUGACGCCGGUUGCAAAACUGAAGAAGGGCCUAUUCGAGUGCCGACUGUGCAACAACAAGCACCGAAUCUCCCAAGUGCAUAUUCCGUAUGCAGCCAAGCUUUUGUUCCAAGAGCUGGCCUCGAUGAACAUUGCCGCUCGCAUGUUUACCAACCGCUCUGGCGUGUCCGUGCGGUGAGGGGAAGACUUGCUUGGCUUCAAUGGGCUCUGACGCAGUGGUUCUGCACCUUUUCCUGUUUCUACUAACUUAUUGAUCAUUGUCGCCCCGCGGGGUAUGACCCAGGCAGAAAACAAAUUGCUGUGGCAUUUUUCCGGCGUAUCGUGGACUGCAGAGGGAUUUCUUUUCUUACGGCUUACAUCGUAUAUUACUUUUACACCUUUUUCUUUCUUGUCUUUUCUCUAUUUCUCUAUUUUUGUUGUCUUUGGGAGGGAUGAAUUGGAGAAGCGAUUGUACCUGCUUGGCUUUACCAGUGCAUACCUCUUGUGUCUUCAGCAGUAGGACGAGUAUAUCGGAAAUAAAACUAUCUGACUUUUCUUGGAGCCUCGCGG